This is a messenger RNA of Strongylus vulgaris, 243 nucleotides long. Lineage: Eukaryota; Metazoa; Nematoda; Chromadorea; Rhabditida; Strongylidae. The record is from the annotation of a GenBank genome assembly.
AUGCCGUGGACAAAAAUGAGAGAUCCGCAACCGGACAUGUUCAGUCCUACUUGGAGAUACGCUGCUCAGUUGGAGCACUUGGUCGAUCAUCUCUACGAGGUAAUGUCGAGCACAAAAGCGUUACAACUCAACUCGGACAAAUACAUUACGGAUCGCGACGAAUAUCACGCUGCCCUAGAGGAUUUCAGCAAACUCUUUAUUUGUGAUCCUUUUCAAUUGUCCUGUCUCAUUGAUAGGAGUUGA